AUGAGAAAGAUACUGAAGCUGGGGAAUUACGAGUUAGGGAGAACUCUACGAGAAGGAAACUUCGCCAAAGUUAAAUUGGCUAAGAAUCUCCAUUCAUCUCUCCCUUUUGCUGUUAAGAUCAUCGACAAAUCCAGGCUCAUUCAACUCAACAUCACCGAUCAGAUAAAGAUAGAAAUCUCCACCUUGAAGCUGCUCAAACACCCCAAUGUGGUUCGUUUACAUGAGGUCUUGGCAAGCAAAACCAAAAUUUACAUGGUCCUAGAAUAUGCAACCGGAUGGGAAUUGUUUGACAAAAUUGUAAGUGACUCGAAUUUCUGGCAGGCUGAAGGAAGGAAGUUCUUCCAGCAACUAAUUGACGGUGUCGGUUACUGCCAUGACCAAGGUGUUUUCCACAGGGAUCUCAAGCUCGAAAAUGUACUUAUCGAUGCAAAUAGCAACAUAAAGAUAUCUGAUUUUGGCCUCAGUGCAUUGCCUCGACAUAUUCGGGAGGAUGGCUUACUGCAUACAACAUGUGGAAGUCCUAACUAUGUUGCACCAGAGAUUUUUGCUAAUAGAGGGUAUAAUGGUGCCACCUCAGACAUAUGGUCAUGCGGCGUCAUCUUAUACGUAAUUCUCACCGGUUAUCUCUCUUUCGAUGAUCGGAAUCUUGCUGUUCUCUAUCAGAAGAUUUGCAAAGGGGGGAUUCCUAAAUGGUUGUCAUCUGGUGCUCGGAACAUGAUAAGAAGGAUACUUGAUCCGAAUCCGGAUACCAGGAUAACGAUGUCGGAAUGUGUGUGAUUGCAGCAGUUUCUU
This is a messenger RNA of Hibiscus syriacus, 792 nucleotides long. Its product is annotated as CBL-interacting serine/threonine-protein kinase 1-like. Gene Ontology annotation, biological process: protein phosphorylation. NCBI's taxonomy places the organism in Eukaryota, Viridiplantae, Streptophyta, Magnoliopsida, Malvales, Malvaceae. Gene Ontology annotation, molecular function: protein kinase activity; ATP binding. The record is from RefSeq and is a predicted model, not a curated record.